AUGAUGGGUCGAAGACCAAUACCAACGAUUUCUCCUACGACAGCUACAACAGAAACAGGCCUGGAAACAACAACUUCUCCUGAGACAGACAGCGGCAAGACAGACUUUUUCUCAAAAGAGGUUGCUCUCAUCGUAGUGAUUUUGGUCUGGCUUUACUUCGUUUUUCGUCUUGUAAUUCAAGCCAUUGUCCAUGUUAUUACCAUCCGACACGCUCGUCAGCCAGAAAAUCAGCCACCAGCAACAGAACCGCCAGCAAGUCGACAAUCAGAAGCUCAUCAGCCACAAGGCAGCCUACCAGUACAAUCUCCUUCUCCUGAACUCGAGUGGGACGGUUCAUUUGACGCCUUGCCCCUUGACCUGUCCUCGACCGCUCCAAGAUCGAAUACCAAUCUCCUCACUCCGUCUUCUGCUUCCCCUGCUGCCAACAAUCCGACUACUGCGACACGCGAUCCGACGGUCAACUCUGCUGCUUCCGCUCUCAAUCUAACUCCUGCCCGUCAAACUGACAAUUCCGCCGCUCGCCUUUCUGCUCGCAAACCAAGUGCCGCUUCUUCAAUUGCUACGCCUUCAGUUUCGCCAGCAAACCCUGCCACUUCCGGCCUCCGAAAAGCUCCAAAGAAAACUUCCACCCGCCUUGCCGAGCCAAAAAAAUCACAAACAGUCAACCGACCUCCAUGGAAUGGAUCAGUUCGCACGACUUCCGCCGCGACAACAAAGACUCAAACCAAGCGAGACGUUGAGCAACCAGCUCGAGCAGUUCGCCAGCGUAAACAGACGUCCUCCCUGUCGAUCAACCAUUCCCGGAAAAAAUAUUAG
Molecule: messenger RNA, 816 nt
Organism: Oikopleura dioica
Lineage: Eukaryota; Metazoa; Chordata; Appendicularia; Copelata; Oikopleuridae
Source: the annotation of a GenBank genome assembly